Molecule: messenger RNA, 2361 nt
Organism: Rhodotorula toruloides NP11
Lineage: Eukaryota; Fungi; Basidiomycota; Microbotryomycetes; Sporidiobolales; Sporidiobolaceae
Exons: 4
Coding region: 1-2361 (786 amino acids)
Source: RefSeq, a predicted model, not a curated record
AUGAGGCGCUUGUUCGCCGUACACAGCCCUUUGAGCUGCAUUGACUCGCUCAUUGCGCACACAGGACGUGCCGACCCUCCCGCCGCCGCACCACUUACUCAACGCGACCUUUCGCCCCUCCUCGCCGACCAGUCCCCCUCCACCUCCUCCUCCGACGUCCUCGUCCAGCAGCUCGUCACCAAGUGCUCUUCAAUCCCGCCAGAGAAGUUGGUCGAGUACCUCGUCAAUGCCGGCUCGGCACAUGUCGACAAAGCAGCAAAAGCGACCACCGAGGCUGAGACGCACUUGCGCUCCCUCCUUCUCCUCGACCGCCUCGCUCAGUCCGCCCUUCCUCCGCCUUCUCUCAAGCGCUGGAAGGCCUUUCUCAGCGAGCAGUCGACCGUCCCAGACGACAACUUGACGCAGGCCGCGUUGAAGGAGGACUGGAGGGACGAGGCGCAGAAGGGCGAGAACGUGUAUGCGGAGUUGCUGGGGCGCGUCAAGGCAAUCGUCAAAGAUCACACGCCAUGGGAUAAUCUUGAGGACGUGCCGUGGGAGGGAGUGCGCUGGUCGUUGACGGCCAACUUCGCCCGCUCCGUUCUCUCGCUCUUCGCCGUGAUCUGCAACCUCGGACCGCAAGACGUUGUCAAGGAGCCUCGCCCGCCGCAUCACCUCAUCGAGUCGCGGCUGGCCGCGGUCGUCAAGCGUGCCAAGGGGACGUCGAACGGGUACGGCAGGAAGGCCCUCGUCUCGGCCCUGCAGGAGCUCCGACCAGUUUAUCGAGCGUACCCUGCUCAGGACCCGCCCGCCGCCGCCGAUGCUGGUGGUGCUCCUCCCGCCGCCAAGCCAAAGAAGAGCCGCCAGAAGAAGCCGCUCCCUCCACCGCGACAGGUCGACACCCUCCGCAACCGCACCAACGUCCACGGCGCCUUCACUGGCAUGACAGCGCCGUCAAAGAAACUCGCCGCGCGGGCUGUCAAGGUCAAGAAGGCCGCAAAGGAGGAAGAGGAGGCGGAAGCGGACGAAACGGACGUCGACGAGGACGAGGAAGACGAGGGAGGCGGCCCGAUGGAAAAGGGAGCCCCGGGCGGAGCGGGACCAGGCGAGGGUCAGGCGAGGGAUGAGGUAGGGGAGGGAUCGAGCGCGCACGAAUGCGAAGAACAUGAGGAGGAGCCUGUCAUCGGAGGAGACGGGAUCGAGGAGCAGCAGCAGGACAAGGCGGCCUGGUCGCCGCCGCGCUUUGUGACGGCUGCCGAGCUCUCUGAUCUCGUCAAAAAGCGCUCGAACCUCGUCCACGAACUCGCCCAACUGUGCAAGACCCAGGAGCAGCUCAUCGCCGACCUCGAGUACGUCGAUUCACAAAUAGCCCACUUCACUCGCGGCUCGGUCGAUCGCCUCCUCCCCACCGACCCCGAAGACCCUCUCUCCCUCCGUCAGAACGCCCUCAUCGUCCGCUAUCAGGUCCAAGAGGCGAAGGAGACGGACAGGCGGCGGAGGAAGGCAGACCUGCGGGGCGAGGGAAUCUUCUCUGCGAACCGACAGGACGACUUCUCCUCCCGCACGGCCAAUCAGUACAUCGAUUCAAACACGCCCAACGAUGACCAGGAUGCCGCCGCUGCGCCGCCGAAGCGCAGGCGACUCGACCUGGCCGUACCGUCCGACGAGCUCGACAUGAUUGAGGCGUACAACUUUGCGGCUCAUCGAGACGCUUUCGUUGACCUGGACGAGCAGAAGGAGGCUGUCGUGCGAGGAACAGCUGGUGGAAGUGCUCGCUCGCCCGACGUCUCUCCCGUUCGACACGACGGCUCUCCCGUCUACGCCCCGACGAACACCUCAUCGCGCGCGUCCACGCCCGCCCCACCGUCGUCACGCGCCGUCGACCCCUUGUAUCCCUUUUCGUCGCCCGGUCGUUCCGUUCAUCGCCCGUCGUCGCCCGCUCCCUCCGCUUGCCGCUCUCACUCGCCUGGACCGGCGCACAACCCGUCCCCCUUGCCCGACCACCUCUCGCGCCUCGCCUUCUUCGGCGCCGACAAGCCUCGCCUGAACAACACGGUCGCGGAGGUGUUGUUGGACGUCUUCAUGGUGAGCGACUGGAUGAUGGGGCUACACGGGAUGCUGGAGAAGGAGGAGCGCAGCGAGGCAAGCUGGCGCGGCGCCGACGAGGAGGACGAAGAAAUGGACGACGGGUGGAAUGCGGAAGACGCAGGCUCGGCCAUCGACUACUGGAUGAACGACUGGUCGUCGUUCUCGAAGGAGGACGUCCUGCGGGCGCGCAACAACCGUUCGUGGACGGACGAAGCCUUCGCCUUCGCGAUCGGCCACCUCGAGCAGCGCCUCGAGCGAGUGCGGGAGUCGGACACGCCGGAUGAGGUGGAGCGUUGA